UUUAGCUGCAGAUAAAAGUCCAGUGUCGUUCCAGUCGUCAGUUCAGCUUCAGUCACACGUACAGAAAACCAGAAACAUGAAGUUGUACCUGCUGCUGCUGCUGCUGCUGCCGCUGUUCUCAGCUCAACAGUUUUCCAUCGAUUGUUAUGGUGAGGACUUUCUGAUGGUGAACAACCAGCUGCUUCAGUGCUCCAGCGCAGACCAACAGGCCUGUUACACCAGAGAUAACGGUGAGAAAGGCUGCACUCGGCUGGAAAACUGCUCGAGAAAAGGUUGGACCUGCUGCCACAGCAACCGCUGCAACGCCUGACCAAUCACAGCCCGGGAAAACUGCACAUCAUUGAAAGCACAUAAUGUGAAAUAAAGCUGUGAGGGAGAUGUCCCAGAAUGCCGA
Messenger RNA from Hippoglossus stenolepis (Pacific halibut), 394 nucleotides. RefSeq lists its product as uncharacterized. The record is from RefSeq and is a predicted model, not a curated record. The coding region runs from base 77 to 310 and encodes 77 amino acids. The transcript has 3 exons. NCBI's taxonomy places the organism in Eukaryota, Metazoa, Chordata, Actinopteri, Pleuronectiformes, Pleuronectidae.